AUGGCUAAAGACGAGACCAAGAAGAAGAGGAAAUCGGUUACUGCGGAUGAUGCUGAAGCUGCUACAGUGGACAGCCCUAAGAAGGAAUCUAAAAAAUCAAAGACUGAGGAAGAUGAAAUUCCAAUGGAAAGUUUAUCGCCGAUAGCACAUCCACUAGCAGGUAAAAAAUUGGCAAAGAAAGUGCACAAGUGUGUAAAGAAAGGUGCAAAAACUCGUAAUCUUCGUCGUGGUGUGAAGGAAGUUGUUAAAGGUGUAAAGAAGGGUGAGAAGGGCGUGGUCAUCAUGGCUGCUAACAUAUCACCAAUUGAUAUUCUAACACACAUCCCCGUACUUUGUGAGGAAUCUGCCAUUCCAUACGUAUUCGUCGCAAGCAAAGAAGAAUUAGGUGAAGCUUCUGGUACAAAGAGACCAACGAGCUGUAUGAUGGUCGUACCAAAGUCAGCGAAAUCAAAGAAAGGUGAAGAAGAUUCAAAGGAAAAGCUUGAAGAAUGGAAAGUGAUCUACGAGGAAGUUGAAAGCGAAGUCAAAGAUUUGGAUACUAAAAUAGCUUUCUAA
Molecule: messenger RNA, 555 nt
Organism: Wallemia ichthyophaga EXF-994
Lineage: Eukaryota; Fungi; Basidiomycota; Wallemiomycetes; Wallemiales; Wallemiaceae
Product: H/ACA ribonucleoprotein complex subunit 2
Exons: 3
Coding region: 1-555 (184 amino acids)
Biological process (GO): snRNA pseudouridine synthesis; rRNA pseudouridine synthesis; ribosome biogenesis
Cellular component (GO): box H/ACA snoRNP complex; nucleolus
Molecular function (GO): box H/ACA snoRNA binding
Source: RefSeq, a predicted model, not a curated record